UUGAACAAAUCCAGACAUUAGAAGAUGGACUUCAGAAACAACAGGAAUCCUUGCAGUGGCCAAAAGAAACUCUGAAUAAGACUACCGAGCACUGAUAGAAGAAAUACUGUACGAUGAAAGUAAAUUUGCUUUUUGUUCUGCUCUUAAGAGUAUCUCUAUUUCAGCCCCCUAAUGAAGAACUGGAGAAAGAGAAAACAGUGCAAGGGAACCUCAAGAGGAACAUAGACGAAGAAUCUAGAAGGUUACAGCAAGCGCAUGAAGAGAUCUGUAGACUGACCAAAAAAAUAGAUAUGAAGGAAAAAGAACACAAUAAACUUGAGCUUGCCUUAGAAUCAGCCCAACUGGAAAUUGAGGCACUAAAAGAAAAUUUGAGAAGACUUAAAGAAAAUGAAUCAACCAACCUGCAGGAAGCAAAGCAACACAGUCAGAGACUGGACAGAGAGACUCUGGCAUUAAGAAAUCAUGUCCAGAGAGACUCAGAAAGAAAAUUGCAUGUGGAAUUGGAUAAAAAGAAAGAAAUAGCGGCCAAAGACAACGGCAAAGCAGAAAGAAAUGAAAAAAGUGAUGAGACAUUCCAUGAAAGAUGUAAAAAGUUGGUUGGAGACCAAAAGUGCAAGUGCACAGACCUUCUUUAUAAGUUCCAGAAGCUUGAGCAGGAACAUGAACGUUUGGUAGAAUGGAAUGAAGAAUUAGAACUUCUUUUGGGAGAGACUCAAAAUCAAACCAAGGAAGAGAGAAAACAGUUUGAAUAUCAUAUUGAAAAACUUCAAAGGAAAAGUUCACUAGAGAAAAAAUUAAGAUACCAACAGCAAGAAGAAGAGCUGAAGAAGCUUCGACAGAACUUGCAAAGAGUGCAGACUCUGUGCGGCUCAGUUGAAAGAGAGCUUCAGUUUGAGCGGACAAAAAACUUUGAUUUAAAGCAGCAGAAUAACUUACUUCAAGAAGAGAACAUUAGGAUCAAAGCUGAAUUGAAGCAGGCCCAGAAGAAACUAUUAGAUAGCACAAGUAUGUGUUCUUCCAUCACAGCAGACUGGGAAGGUAGUCAACAGAAAGUAAGAGAGCUUGAACAAGAAAUACUUAAACAAUCUGAGAAUAUUCAAUCACAGAACAAUUUAUGUGAAAAACUUGCUCAAGAGAAAACCAGAGUGGCUUAUGCAGAGAAAAAGGUCUUGGAACUCCAGGAGAAGUUAGAAGCUGCAAAUGAGUCUUGUACCAAAACCUGCAUUUUAGAUAAAAAGCAGCUUGAAGAAGAGGUAAAAGAAGCAAGAAAAAAUGAGACCAAACUAAAAAUGCACUAUGAGGAAGAACAACAGAAGAGGAAACUACUAGAUCAAAAUAUAGACGAACUGCAACAACACAUACAAUAUUUACAUGCUAAAGAGUCUCUUAUGGAACAGUCUAAUUGUAAGCAACAACUUAAGAUUGAACAACAAGAGGCCCAACUUCAGAUGUUAGGAGAUGAAAAGAAAAGAUCUGAUGAGCAAGUUAAGAACAAUCAGGAACUUUCGGAGAAGCUGUCUGUGUUACAACAAGAGAAUGAUUCUUUAAGACAAGAAUAUAGACAAUUUUUGAAGCAGCUUGGUGUCCUUAUGAGAAAUUAUAAUGAGAAACACCAUCACCAUAAAGCCAAGCUUCGGAAAGCCAAGGAACAUUUAAGAAAUGAAGUAGAACAACGAGAUGGAAGGAUUAAACAACUUGAAAAUGAAGUUGAAAGGAUGCAGAUACUGAUGGAAAAGAAGAAGGAAUUCCAGGACCAAGUCACCAUGCAGAAUGAGAAUCUGCAGCUUGAAAAGAAGCAACUUUUAGAGAAACUAACAGAACAAGAUGAAACUAUACAAGGCAACAUAUGUAUGAUCUCUUCAGUCCAGAAUAGAGUGCUUUUCCUGGGUGAAGAAAACAAGCUACUGCAGGAAAAUAACUAUCGGCUUACCCAGCAAGUCAGCCAACUAGAACGAAUCCUCAAGAGUAUCCAGGUUCGAAGAGGGGAGGAGAUGACAAUAAAUGAGCAGUCUGAGAAUGAGCUAUUGAAUAAGAAGCUGAUUUUUCCCACCUCAAGUUUUUCGGCAACAGGUUUGGCAAAGUCAAAUGAAGAUCUUAAAGUGACUGAAGAACAGAAGUCUGAAGAACUACUUGGAAGCCCCAAGUCUUCUCCUUCUUUUUCACAUUCACAGCCUCCUGAAGUGGGCAACUUAAACGUGACUUCUCUAGGAGGCAAACCCAGCAGCCCUGACCAAGACCAGAAUCAGAAGGAUGGACCUAAUGACAUCUAACAAGGGCACCGAGAAAAGCUUUAG
This is a messenger RNA of Trichosurus vulpecula (common brushtail), 2294 nucleotides long. It is a transcript of the gene CCDC30, whose product is annotated as coiled-coil domain containing 30. The record is from RefSeq and is a predicted model, not a curated record. NCBI's taxonomy places the organism in Eukaryota, Metazoa, Chordata, Mammalia, Diprotodontia, Phalangeridae. The transcript has 16 exons.